AUGGCAAACACCACCACCACCACAUCAUAUCAUUUAACUCCUCCUCCAACACGAAAUAAUGAAUUAAGCGCAGCAUCUAAUAGUAAUAAUAGUCCACUAUCACAAAGAAGUCCACCUUCGCCUCGUACUCAAUCAAAAUCUAUACUAACUAUUGCUCUACAAAAGGCUCAAUCUGCUGUAGAGUUUGAUGCUGCAAAUGAUUUCACUGCCGCAUUAGAGGCUUAUAGAGAGACAGUUGAACUUCUUUCGCAGGUUGUAGAUAAAGCUGUAAAUGACGUUGAACGGCGAAGGUUGCAAUUAAUUGAGUUAGGGCACAGUACAUAUGUUGAUCGAAUACGAUUACUAUCCGCGAUAUCACCGGAUUCAUCUAUGGAUGGUACUGAUGGCAUUGAGUCAGAUAAUAAACAAAAUGAAAAUUCUACAGAUUUAAUCAAAGAAUCUGAUGGAUUGACAGAAUCUGAUGAUCAAAAAACUGAAACUUCAUCGAUAAAAAACGCCGGACCUACACGUGUUUUCAUACCACCACCACCACCAAAUAUCGCACCUCCAACUACUUCAGUAAAUUCCAGUCCACGAUCUUUUUCAACAAAUUUAAUUUCUGACGACGAAGAUGACAAAGAAUCAAUUAGAUCUAUACCUCAAAAUACUACUAAUGUCGCCAACAAUAUCACAAAUACUGCCACUGCUUCUAAUAUUUCAUCAUCGUCACCAUAUUUUGUAGAAAAUUUCCAUAAAAAUAAUAAAAAAUCAUUUGCUAAAAGUCGACGACCAGCUCCUCUUUCAUCAAUUCAGUACAAUUCUCCCACUGCUGUUACUACACCUGUCACUUCUACUGUUAAUUAUAACACCUAUGUUCCCCCAAGAAGAACUGCUUCAAAUCCUGGUAAUGGUCUACGAAAAAAUAAUUCAUUACGCUUCUUCAAUAAUUAUUCACAGUCUUUGCCAUCACAAAGUUUCACUCAAUAUCUGUCACAAAUACCAGGAACCCCAACCACACCAUGGACGAGUAAUAGCUUACCAUCGCCUUUGAGUAGCCCAAGAUCCAGUGUUACACCUACAGGAACUUUUAAGAAUGAUAUAACGUCUAAAAAUAUGGAUCUAGGAUAUGCAUCGUGCUUAUUAAAUCCUUUAUAUAAUCCAUUAUUUUACGAAAAAGAAGAAGAAACUUCAAAUAUGGUAGAAUAUGGAUUGCCAGAAUCACCACCAAAUGAUAUACAUUUAAAACCUUUUUGGUUGAUGAGAUUAUUGGAACGAACCAUGACCACUGGUGGAUAUUUAACACCAAAAUUAUAUAUUCCAAGACAUUUAUGGUUACAAGGACAUGCAAAACUUAAUGCAUUGGAAACUAAAAUUUCUAGUUGUGAUGUUGUUUUAAAUUGUUUGCUAAGAUUGACAAAAUCUUCGAUUAACGAUAUGGAUACUUUAGCAAAGGAAUUAGAAGGUAUUGACCUUAUACUUGAUGGAUUACAAAACUCGCUGGCACGUAAAAUAAGUUAUAUAGAGUCUACAACUGGUAAAGGUAAACAGAGUGCCAGUUCACUGAUGAGUUGGGGAUCCAAAUUAUCACGUGGACUUGAUCGAAUGGGUAUGAGUAAUGCCAUGAUUCGUAGUGAAGAAGCUAACGGAUAUGUUGAUGUGCUAUUAAAAUUAUUUCAAAAUGUUGAUAUAGUAGGUCAGUGA
This is a messenger RNA of Entrophospora candida, 1680 nucleotides long. Lineage: Eukaryota; Fungi; Glomeromycota; Glomeromycetes; Entrophosporales; Entrophosporaceae. The record is from the annotation of a GenBank genome assembly.